Messenger RNA from Spea bombifrons (plains spadefoot toad), 3872 nucleotides. It is a transcript of the gene ELAVL4, whose product is annotated as ELAV like RNA binding protein 4. Bases 408 to 1673 code for a protein of 421 amino acids. Gene Ontology annotation, molecular function: RNA binding. Gene Ontology annotation, cellular component: ribonucleoprotein complex. NCBI's taxonomy places the organism in Eukaryota, Metazoa, Chordata, Amphibia, Anura, Pelobatidae. The transcript is spliced from 9 exons. The record is from RefSeq and is a predicted model, not a curated record.
CAUCUAGCCAAUUUUCAAGCAAGGUUCUAUCCAAUUUUCAUAUCUACACCCUACUUCCGAGAGGCAUCAGCUCAGUCUCUCCCUCUGUGUCUAUCUCUUUUUUUCUUUUUUUUUUCUUUUUCAUUUGUAUUUAUUUUGUUUAUUUAUUUAUUUUUUUUGCUUUAUUUUUAUUCAUUUAUUUUCCUUUGUAUAUAUAUAUAUAAAUAUAUAUAUAUAUUUUUUUUUACUAUUUUAUUUUUUCAGUUUUGUAUUUUUUUUCCCCUGGUGGUUUGUGGAUUUGAAACACAAAGAACAUAAAAAACAAAAGAAACGUAAAAUACGUGUAAAAAAAAAAAAAAAAAUCCCGAAAAAUAUCAAUUGAAGAGAAAAAGUCGAAGCCCAGCGAGACUCAAAAUUAUCCCUUGAGAAUGGUGAUGAUAAUUAGCACCAUGGAACCUCAGGUGUCGAAUGGCCCAACUUCCAAUACAAGCAAUGGACCAUCCAGCAACAGUAGGAAUUGUCCUUCCCCCAUGCAGACGGGGGCAGCCACAGACGACAGCAAAACUAACCUCAUAGUCAACUACUUGCCACAGAACAUGACACAGGAAGAGUUCAGGAGUCUGUUUGGAAGCAUCGGAGAGAUAGAAUCCUGCAAAUUGGUGCGAGACAAAAUCACAGGCACACAAUUCGAGGAACACUUCAAGGAUUUAGCCACUGGCACAAAAUGGAAACCCCUUACUGAAGAGGGCUCUAUCUUUGGGAAAGGACAGAGUCUCGGGUAUGGAUUUGUUAACUACAUUGAUCCAAAGGAUGCAGAAAAAGCCAUUAACACUUUAAAUGGACUUAGACUACAAACGAAAACCAUUAAGGUUUCCUAUGCUCGCCCCAGCUCUGCAUCAAUACGUGAUGCUAACUUGUAUGUGAGCGGCCUUCCAAAAACCAUGACACAAAAGGAGCUGGAACAAUUAUUUUCACAGUAUGGACGUAUCAUCACCUCAAGAAUUUUAGUGGAUCAAGUCACAGGUGUGUCCCGGGGAGUUGGGUUUAUCCGUUUUGACAAAAGAAUAGAGGCCGAGGAAGCCAUAAAAGGCCUAAACGGACAGAAACCGAGUGGAGCCACCGAACCAAUUACUGUGAAAUUCGCCAAUAACCCAAGUCAAAAAACAAGCCAAGCCCUACUCUCUCAACUAUACCAGUCUCCCAACCGGCGUUACCCAGGGCCUCUACACCAUCAGGCACAGAGGUUCAGGCUGGACAAUUUGCUUAAUAUGGCCUAUGGCGUUAAGAGUUACGCUGAGCACCUCUCCAACAACACUUCCUUUAAAUAUGACGUUGGGAGCAAGAGCAUCACAAAGGAAGCCAAGAGGUUUUCUCCAAUCACCAUUGAUGGUAUGACAAGCCUGGUGGGAAUGAACAUUCCUGGGCACACGGGUACCGGAUGGUGCAUCUUUGUGUACAACCUCUCUCCCGACUCAGACGAGAGCGUUCUGUGGCAGCUUUUUGGCCCAUUUGGUGCAGUCAACAAUGUGAAGGUUAUCCGCGAUUUCAACACCAACAAAUGCAAGGGAUUUGGCUUUGUCACAAUGACCAAUUACGACGAAGCAGCUAUGGCUAUCGCCAGCCUUAAUGGAUAUCGCUUGGGAGACAGAGUUUUGCAAGUUUCCUUUAAAACCAACAAAACCCACAAGUCUUGAAUUUCUAAUCUAUCCACGUCAACCAAUCUAUUCACGAACAAAAUGAAGACGAACAAAAUAAACUCUCAAUGGCUUAUAACCAACCAUGGACUUUAUAAGCCGAUGUUGCCUAAGUAUUACCAUUGGAUAUCCUGUGAUAAACCAGAAAGGAUUUUAUAAUGCUUAGAAAAAAAAAAAUAACAAAAAACUUUGAUGCAUUGAAUGUUCUUUCAUAGCUGUCGUUGUUGAAUAUAAUAUACAUAGAUUACAAUGAGCAGGGCUUUUUUAACCCAGCCGGCUAGUUUUACGCCUUCCUUGAAGGUGGCUGUUUUUAAGAUGACCAUGAGUUCAUUUGAAGAAUUAAAAAAAAAAAAAAAGAUUUAAAAAAAAACUUGAAAAAAAAACAAUUUUUACAAAUAUAACACAAUAAAGAAAAGAAAAAAAUGUUUUUUUUCUUUUCUUUUUUCAGCUUUCUUUUCUGUUCACAAAAUGAAUCCUUUCAGAUUGGUGACUCACUUCCCCGCUCCUUUCCAGUAACCCUUUAAGUGCAGGAAUGUAGCAAAGGUUCCAUAACUCAAAGGGUUACAUGAAAAAAAGAAACAAUAUAUUUUCGCAAAAAAGAAAAAGAAAAAAAAGGGAACAGAAACAAAUUACUUUUGCAAUGAAUUAUAUUGUUUCUUGGGUUUGUUACUGAAAGGAGAAAUCAGAGGGGAUCACAGGGGGUCCGAAAACCUGAUGACGCAAAACAAUUUAAAUAAACGAACAAUUGUUGCCAAAGAGUUGGUCUCUUUGCUGAAAAUGGGUUUCCAGAAAAAAAAAAAUCUAUUUUUAUAAAAAUAUAAAGAAUUUUUACAAGAGAAUCUGGAUUUGAGAAAAAAAAAAUAAAAUAAUAUUUUGACUGGCUAAUUUAGGGGAAAUUGACAACUUUGUCAUUCAUACUGCACUGGUAUCUUUUUAGAGAACAAGAUAUGUUUUAAAUUGGAUUAGUAGAAUGUUUUUUGAGAGAUGGGUUAAAAACGGUUGAUCUUCGUAUCUUUUUCAUAGCAUGUUGCAAACAAUCUUAUUGGACAAGGGAAAGUGUUCUUCACGAGUCCCCAAAAACCACAGUCAAAACCCAAAAAAGCAAGAGGUGCAUUGCUAGACAAUUUCUUUUCUUUAAGUCAUCAGUACGGGAUAUCAGCAGAACAAAAGAAAACUCAAUUUUUCUUUCUGGGGAGGGGGCAAAAAAAAAAAAACUUCCUUAGUUUGAGCAGUAGGUGCUACAAAAAUCAUUGACAUAACUUAGUAUCAUAGUUAAAUGUAAUGUGUUUAGAAGCAAGAAUAAUUUCCUUUCAAUUUGUUAAGGGUUUUCAAGUUCACUUUAAAGCCCAAUCCAAUAUAUCUGGGCUGCGUUGGCACAUUUUAAAACACUGUUUUAUGUUGCUUGCAACACCUUAUUUGAUUUAAUUGCUAAUGUAAUGCAUUCAGCCAAUAUCAAAUAUAGCAGGUUUGGCUAGUCUAUUUAUUUGUUUACUUAAACUAUGGGAAGAUGCAUAUUAUUGUGUCAUUUCUUGUGUGUGUACGUGUAUAUAUAAUAUAAAUAUAUAUAUAUAAAGUUAUUUUUUUUCUUUCUGUUAAUUUAUUAUUAAGUUGUACUCUUUUGCUAGUUCUGUUUGUAUAUGUCUUAAAAUGUUUUCUUAUUAUACUUGAUUGACAAGCGUAUCAAGGUAACUUGUGUAGAAAUAUUGUUUGAUAUGUUGUCAUGUUUGUCGUGAAUAUUUUUUCCUUAAUGCACAGUAGAAACAACAACAAAAAAUUAAUAAUAAUAAUAAUAAUAAUACUGGGUCUUUAUUUAAAUCCUUUGAGUACCAGAGGGGACGAUUAAUGUUGACAACGCAUUUGUCGACCCUUCCGACACCCAACAAAAAUGGGUUAAUGUUGUUCUGAUGGAUACGAAAACAGAGCUAUGGGAACAUAAAGAUGGAAUGGGCAGCUCUCCCACAUCCAGUGCACUGAUAAUUUUAGUAUGUUCGUGCUCUGUACCGUUCUAUAUUUUAAAAAAAGAAAACAAAAUAAAAAACGUUCUGCUCUUCCCUGAGUACUAGAAAAAGUUACUCGCUAUGCAUAAUCUAGUUGAUAGUUACAAUUUGCUAUUGCUUUUUCUUGUCUUGUUAUAUCAAAUCUUUUCAAUACAAGUUUAGUCUUAAUGGUAAUAAAACGUUGUUAUGGUUAUAUAUAUAA